Anthonomus grandis grandis is the source of this 9933-nucleotide messenger RNA. RefSeq names its product transmembrane protein 184C. Gene Ontology annotation, molecular function: transporter activity. Bases 126 to 1418 code for a protein of 430 amino acids. Gene Ontology annotation, biological process: transport. Lineage: Eukaryota; Metazoa; Arthropoda; Insecta; Coleoptera; Curculionidae. The transcript has 8 exons. The record is from RefSeq and is a predicted model, not a curated record.
CUCCAAUGAGAAAAACGUAAACACAGCUGUAAGACCUAAAAAAUUACAAAAACAUCGAAAAUCCGAGCAAAAGUCCGUUAAUAAAACCAUAGAAUCCUACACCCUAACGAUGUGAUAGGGACAAAAUGUGUUUCGAACAAUGUGCCGAAUGUUUUCCGCGAUGGAAACUGUGGAUAAGACCCCUUUUCAUUGCGGUCUAUGCAAUUGCAGCCCUCGUUUUUGUCCCCGUUUUCCUCCUAAAAUCCCUUAAAGACGGUUUUAAUAGGCACGACUUGGAAGUUCUUAUUGCUGCGGUUUUUGUUGGGGCUGCUAUACCGAUUUCAUUAUGGGAAAUCAUCCAACAUGUUAUACAUUAUACUCAGCCGAGGUUACAAAAAUUUAUUAUAAGGAUCCUCUGGAUGGUUCCAAUUUAUGCCAUAAAUGCUUGGUUAGGGCUUACUUAUCCGGAUGCCUCAGUGUAUGUAGAUAGUGCAAGGGAAUGUUAUGAAGCUUAUGUCAUAUACAACUUCUUACAAUUUCUUUUAAACUAUUUAAAUAUGGAAAUGGAUCUGGAGGCUAAUUUAGAGUGUAAACCACAGGUAAAGCACACAUUUCCCAUGUGCUGUUUGCCUAAUUGGGAAAUGGGAAGGCCAUUUGUUCAUAUAUGUAAACAUGGAAUUUUACAAUAUACUGUCAUGAGGCCCCUCACUACUGCCAUAUCUGUGAUUUGUAAAAUAUUACAAGUUUAUGGAGAUGGACAGUUUAAACCUAGUGUUGCUUUUCCUUAUUUAAUAGUUAUAAACAAUAUAUCACAGUCUAUUGCUAUGUAUUGCCUAAUAAUGUUUUACAGAGCUUGUAAAUAUGAAUUGAAGCCUAUGGAACCUUUACCUAAAUUCUUAUGUAUUAAGGCUGUGGUGUUCUUUUCUUUUUUCCAAGGUGUUUUGAUAGCUUUUUUUGUGUACACUGGAGCCAUAAGUUCAACAGAACCAGAUGUAGAUGGGGUUUCCUUAUCAACAAGAUUACAGGAUUUUUUAAUUUGUAUAGAGAUGUGCUUGGCAGCCAUUGCCCACCAUUACAGUUUUUCUUAUAAACCCUAUGUAAAGCCGGGAACAAGACCCCAAUCGUGUUGCAGCUCUUUUCUUGCCAUGUGGGAUAUUUCUGAUGUUGGUAGGGAUGUACAGGAGCAUUUGAGUAUUGUCACUUCUUCUAUAAGCCGUACAAUCCGAGGCAGAAGUACAUACUCAAUACCCAGAGGCAGUGACGAAUAUCAAAACCUGAUGUCCCCCCGAGAGGGACACAAUCUUCCUGCUGAUUUUUACCAAGGUCAAGACGAGGUCGUCGUCAAUUACGGGACGUAUGGUAGCCUAAGUUCCAGUACCCCAUCGUCGAAUACCCCCGUUAGGACGCAUAGUGUCGGGACAAGUAUGAGACCUGUUUAAGUCUAUGUAUGUACAUUAUAUUAGUUAAAAUAACACAUUCUAAUCAUCUUAACCAUUGAUCAAGUAGAAGUAAGUCAGUUUGAUUUUAUAAUUUGUCACUUGAUAAGAGAACCUGUAUAGAAGUGUAUCGAUAGAGUUUAACAGGAUUUUGUCGCAAACAGAAAUGUCAAUGUCCAAGUUUUUUGUGAUAUAAAUAAAUUUGCUGGUUGAAGCAGGUUUGAUUGUAAAUAUAAUUAAAAAGUUGGCAUUAAAUCAGCAUAUGCAGAAAGGACAUUGUAAAAAGAAUUUUAUCCGAUUUUUUUACUUCUCAAAUUUUCACUUCGUAAUGAAGCAAUAGAUCAUGGAAAAUUUCCAAGGAAAUGUAUUGAUAAUCCCCAGAUAUAACUUCAUUGCUAUCGUGUUUUAUGAUUUGAGUAAGGCGUUUAACUAUGUGGAACUGCUUUAUACAUAUAUGUUUCCAAAAUGGACAUUAUAUAUAAUUUGUUUGAAUUAAGUAUAUAAAAUAAAGCUAUAUUUAAAGAUAAAAAGUGGCUUACAAAAUUAAACUUUACCAGAAAAGUGUCAAAACUAAUAGGAAUUAGGUAUACCAAAGACCUACAUAUUAAAUAUGAAACACUACUCGUGGACUCGUUAUUAACUACCUGUAGUUAUGUGGAUAAGAUCCGUCUUAGGACUGAUCAAAAGAUUAUCAAGUCCAAACGUUUCUGGAAAUGUAUAACAUAAUGCAAGUAUCUAAACAUAGUCCAUUUGUAUUUUGACGUUUAUCUCGUCACAGAAAGAACAGGUAUCUGAACGAGCGUACCCAAAACUAAUGUUGAAGUUAUUGUUAAAAAUUUGAUAGCUGUCGUAAGAUAAUUUAAUAUCAUGAUGUUUUUGUUUAAACAAUUUAUGCAUUUUUGCAACAUUUAGGUCCUCCGAUAGAUACGUUUUCUUGGACUUACUUAAGCUGUAAUGGCUGCUACAGGAUUUGAAAGACGAGAUGUGCCGCUUUACACACGCAAUUGUGUCCUUGGACAGAGCAUGCUUUCUAUUUCUGUGGUUACCUCUGUUGUCAACUGGAGAAACACCUGUCAUUUUUAAUGACAUUUGAAUUGUUUGGACACGCCGCCCACUUAUUCCGUGAAUUGACAGGAACGCUUUGGAGCAUAUCUGAACGUCAGAAGUGACACCGUCUUGCCCCAAGACUCUAACUCUAUAUUUGUAUGAUGACUGAUUAAACUUAGUGACUUCAUUUUGCGGUUUACGGGGUCGUCGUCGCUGAAUGGUCACUACGGAAAUUAGUCCGGCAAGAUACGAGUUCUGCUCAUUGUACGAUGAUAAAGAAUUAUUGAAUUCACACAAAAUUAUACGACGCGUUUGUUCGUUUACAACAGAAAAACAUUUCAAAUUCUUAAACUUACAAUCACUGCCAGUCUCAUUAGAUUUCAAGCGUUUCUUGAAGUUUCUUUGUAGCAUCACAAAUACGUCCAUCUUUCCUUCGUUUUUUCGUCAGAGCUCUAUAGGCAAACUAUUCUCCAUAACCUCAAAAAUGCACGUGUUUACAAUAUUUAUUAAAAGUGAUAUUUUUAUAAUAUUAUAAAGUAAUAUUUUUAAAGGCGCCAUUCAAUCCAUAUGGGACUCUCAGCGUUUUUUCCGCUGACGCAUGGACUUUCAGCGUUCUUUCCUAGUACAUCUAAUUUUAUUUCGAUUAUAACUUUGGACUGUCAUCUUUGUUUUUUCUUAAAUUAUAACCCGACAAAAUAGAGGCUAUAAGCAUCGUUUUGCAUUGAAUACUUUAUUUUUCGUUAAAUGUGGACUUUUAUCGUUCUUCCCCCUGACUCUUCAUAUGUAAGUAACCUUUUAGGUUAGAGUUAAAAAUUUCCAAUAUUUCCAAGUUAAAAUCCAAAAUAGAAUCUAAUUAAGAUCUAUCUCAUGACAUAGAAUUUUAGCUAGAUAACCCCUGAAAUUUUGUAAAGAUAAAAAAGUCAAGUGACAGUAGUAUUUUUGUGUAAAGACAUAUUAAAAUGGCUAUGGCUCUGUAGUCGCUUAAAGUUGAAAAAAAAAUACAAAUUUCAACUGUCUCUAUUUCAAAAACUACCUACUUAAUUAAAGAGUGACAUACAUGCCAUCAAAUUUAUUAGAAUUUGACGAAGAAAUAAAAAAAAACAUAAAUUCUAAAACACCCUGUAAAAGAUGUUUAUCUUUAUAGGCAAAACAGCCUAUUCUGUGGAAGUAAAAAGAGUAUAUAGACAUAAUUACUAGUUUUUUAAACAAAACCAAUUCUGACUGACCGUUUUAAUUUCCAAUUUGUCAUGUUGAGUUUCAUGUCGUUCCUUGGUACAUGGGCCUGAAAUGUAUAGAUAUUUUGCAUAUUCCAAUAUGUAGGGUCAAGUGGUGUAAAAAUGAGACAUUUUAUAAAACUUUUAAUUUUUAAACCAUUUCCUUUUUGAAAUAAAUGUUCAAAAAAUUAUCAUACUAUGUAGAUUUCGAUGCUGAAUACUGAAUAACAUAGAAAUGACAAAUUCAAGGAAAUCGUUAUGGGUAUUAAGAAAAAAAAUAAAACUCCUGUCUCAUAUUUACCUGCCAUUUUAGGCAAAAAUGAGACAGGGGGUGGGUAAAAAUGAUACAUGGCAAUUUCAGACAUUUAUGAUGUUGUCCGUGGUAUGGGGCGUAAUUAUGAGAUACCCUGGUUGAAAAAUGAAACAACCUUUUGUACGAUUUUUCUCAGAUUUAUUUAAAAAAUGCAAUAAAAACUGGAAAAUAAUUUUUUUGAAAAAAAAAACAUUUUUUUGGGUCAUUUUUACCCCAUACUAAAAACCUUUAAUAAGAAAUACAUAAAUAUGUAAAAACAGUUCAAUCAAAGUCGCAGUUUGAAAAUAAAAUAAAAAUAAAAAACAGAAAAUUAAUUCUAGAUGUAGUUAUAGUUAAACGAUUUAGUUAACAUUAUAUUUAUUUAUAGCGAUAGAAAACACUCAUUUCUGUGAAACUCUGGCAGUACCUCCAUGGGUUAUUGGAGGAGGUAGUUUCAUUACUACGUCAUCCUUUGGUACUUCAUAUUUUUCAGGUAUUUGAGGAAAUAUGAAUUUUUCCCCCUUUCGACGCAAAUAAGACACAGAAAAUUCGUCAUCCCCAAUAGAUUCUACUAGCGCAACUUUAUGUCGCCACUAUUUAUGUCACUAUUUGUAUUAAAUUCCUCGGCUGCAUAAUUUUUUUCUUCCUCUUCUCUGAGUUCGUCUAAUGUCAUAUUUUCAAUGUCGCUUUCUUCUUGGUAAGUUACACUUUUAUCAUCUGAAGAGGACACGGCCACUUUUGUCACUUUUUUCUUUGGUUCUUUUGUGACACUUCUUUUUCCCUAAUACUAUCUAAAUAUUCGGCGCUAGUUAAAACAGCACAACUGGGAUUAACUUUUCUCCUUCACUUUAUUUCAGGAUUUGUUUUGUUUAUCUUAUUUAGCAAAAUAUUCUCGAAUGAAGUGGACAAAGACGGUUGUGGCUCAACAUUAUUAUCUUGAAAUGUUUUAGUGUCAUUAGUCUCGUUUGUUGUUUCUUUUUCAAUUAUUUUCUGUUCGCUAUUGUUUACAUUGUUUGCUACAACCUCAUCAUUUUCCUUUUCCUGGUUUAAUUCAAACACAUCUAAUGGAUUGGGGUUUUGAACACUUUCAUUGUAUUUUUGCAAUUUAAUUUUAUUAAGACGGUCGGGUCGACUGGAUAUUUUUCCCUAGAGCAAGGAUAUAUGCCAGUCGAUUCAAACGACUUUUUUAUUAUAGCCUCUGUAAUACCUUCAUUCCAUAACUCGCAGAUCAAAUCCGCAAAUUCGCUUUUGUUGAGACGUCUCUGAUUUAAUCUCUGCCACUCUGUAAGCUUUUGGUUCCAUUUUAGCUUCAGAGGUCCAAAGCAACACUUAUCCAACGGUUGCAAAAUAUCUGUAGCAUGAGGUGGUAAUUUAAACAAUGUGAUAUUAUUUUGUAUGGCAAGUUCAAUGGUUCCCCUAUCCAGAUGUGAGACGUGACCAUCCAUUAUAAGUAACAGCGGCCUUUCGGAAACCAUUGAACAAAAUUUGGAAAAGCAACUAUUAAAGACCGCAGUUGUCAUCCAGCCUUUAUCAGAGACAGCAUAGCAGGUUCCUUCCAAAUCGUUUGAUCCCUUCCAUGUGCUCCACAGGUCUUGUCCUUGAUAUAUAAUUAAUGGCGGUAAUAAUACGCCGCUAGCAGAAAUGCACGCCAUGGUUGUAAUAUUUUCUUUACCAGAUCCUUCUAUGCUUCUAUGAACUUUUUGGCCCAAUGCUGCAACUCCUUUUCUUCUACCUGGAUCCAUAUUAAACCCUGUUUCAUCCAAGUUAAAUAUAUGUGCAGGCUUGUCUUGCAAACCAAGUUGUUGGAUUGUUUCACCCAGGCGAUCAUAGAAGGAAUAUAUUAUAAAAGGGUCGCUAGUAGCUGUUCUCCUACACUUUUCUAGUUAUUCCAUUUUCUUCUGGCUCAGUCGAUUUCUUUUACAGAACGAACGAAACCAAUCGUCACCAGGUUUGCCUUCCUUAAAUGGGGUUUUUAUAGCAUUUUCAUUAACAUAUGUUUGCACAACUAACUGAAUUUCUUGUUUGUAUAAGCCGAAUCCCCAUUUAGCCAUAAUUUUAAUUUUUUCUUGUUCAUCGGAUAGCGCUUGUUUUCCGCCACGUUUUGAAACAUUUUUUUCGUGAAUAGCCCGAAAUAAUUUUGAUUUAUCAAUGCGAAAUUUUUUUGCUGCCGUUCGAAUAGACAACUUACCUUCCUUUACUAAGGUAAGCGCUUGUUUCAGAUCGUCGUCGUAUAGGGUUUUGCCUUUGGAACGUAAUUCCUAGGCAUUCUGGCUUGCUCUUUAUGUAGGUAUACCUAAAAUUGUUAUACAGGUUAACGUCUUAUUUUUACCCCAUGACUUGUCUCAUAUUUACCCAAACAGUCGUCUCAAAAUUACCCCAGCAAAAAAACACGUACACACUCAAUUACUUCUAGCAACAGGCUACCCGGCUUGUUCCCACAGCACAGCGCACAGUGUUGCGUGGUAUAGGGGUAAUUGGACAAAAUUAAAAUAAGCUGUUAAAAUAAAAAAGUAAACUUUGUAUUUUAUUUUUUUUAACUGUUUUGAAGUUUUUUACUAAAAUAAUGUUAAAAAUAUAACAAGAAGAGUUUGCUCACAACUUUCCUCGCCCAAAUUAGAAAAGCAAUUAAUAAUAAAAUAACUGAAUUAAUUUAUAUUUGUCUCAUAACAAACAAUAAAAUAAAAGUAUUUGCUCAAAAAACAAGCUUUCAAUAAUUAUAUGCUAAAUAUUACACACUACAAAUUAAACAAAAGUAUUUGCUUAAAAAUAUUGAAAAAAAAACAAGUCUUCAGUGUACUAAAUAUUACAUUACCUCUAUUUUUCAUAAAUGACAAAAAGUUCAGAAAAAUAAGUCAAAAAUCUAGUCAGACUGAUCAUCAUCACUACUUGAGGAACUAGAUAGCUCUAAGCCAAAAACAGAUUCUACCAGUGUGUUCUGAGAAUUCUCAAUAAUUAUAUACUCUUUUAUUUUAUUAUCAUACAAAAUAUUUUUAUUUUUUUUAGUAGAUUGUCUAUAAGAAGAUAAUUCUGGGUCAGAGGUCAGUAAAAGAGUUGAAAUUAUAUCGGUGUUGGCAUUUACCCGUGAAGUUUUUCGGCUGUUACAUAAUCUGAUUUUUCUGAAUUCUUUGUGCCUUGCUUCUAAAGCAUCUUCCGCAAGUUGCCCAAUAGGAAAUUCAAAAAAAUCAAUUAUGUCACAGCCAUGCACAAGAACUUUGUGCACCGAACUUGGCAUAUAGUACCAGCUAUAUAAAUGUAAGUAUAACCUACGAGUGUCAUUUAGCAAAAUGCGAAAAUUGGUUAUAUCGAUGUUACAACCAGACGCCAAAAUUCUUAAAAUUAAAUGAAAUUUUUCAAUUAGUUCUUUAUCGAUUCCGGUUAUUUGAGAGCUUAAAACAGGAUUUUGAAAAAAACGCCUGGCAGUAUUGCCAUCAUUUGUGGAGCCAUAUCCUGGCUUUGGCUUAUCAACUAUAAGACCCAUUUUGCUCUUAAAAUUCUCCUGGAUGGUCCUUUUUGUGUUUUCUGUAAUUGCUUUAUUUUCUGCGCCUUUCACUUGCCAAGUUUUAAUUGGCAACCGGUAUGCAAUAUGCAACAAACACUCAUAGAACCUGAUCCAGCAAUGGAGAGUUGAUAUGCCAAAACGAUAGUUUUGGGUUACUGGAGAUUUAUCUAAAACCGUAUCAGAGUUCAUUUCUUUGGGAGUGGCUCCACAAAUGAUGCAUUUUGAACAUGAGUUUGUUUCGGACAAAAUAUUUGCUAUACUUCCAUCAAACAUAGUCAAAAUCAUCUCGUAGGAAAUACUUAAAUCUUUAUUUUCAAUUGAAGUAGUAUAAACUUUCAACUCAUUUACAGACAUAACCAUGGCAUUUUCUUCUUGACGAACAACUUCAGGAUUUUCUUUUAUAAAAGCGAACUUGAUGGGUCUGCAGUAAAACGUAGAAUUUCUUUUUGGGUUAGACCAGAUUACAUUAUUGCAGCUAUCAACUAAUUUUAUUGGAACCAAUGCUGUUAAAAACAUAUAUUCAUCUGUAUUAGAUGCCGAUUCAAAUUUUUGCUUAUAUAGACUGUGUCCCGAGCUGCCAUCGAAACCCCACUUACAAAUAAGUUUUAGAUUGAACACUUGACAAAUAUUUAAAUUUGAAAUAUUAAGGAUACUGUCUGUUGUUUUUUGUAACAAUUCUUGAAGACCAACUUCUGCAGAUAUUUCUGUUACGGUAAUAUUAUUAGGUAAAUAUUUUUUUUUUGUUUGCAGUAAGGCACGGUAACUCGGGAAGCAAUCAGGAUGUAGCGCAUUUACAACAGAACGUAAAGUGUUGUAUUUUCUAACUGACAGAUCAAUAUCAUAAAAAAGAGCCAGUGCUUGCUUAGUACUCAAACAUUUUUUUUCAGAAGAAAAUUUUUCAUUAGAAGAAUCCAUACAGUGUUCUGUAGCGAAACGCAAUUCUUCAACGGUAUAGUUUUUUAGCAAAGGCUCUACUCUCCGUUUCUUUGUUUUUAAAGAAGAGUCUUCGAAUGAUUUUCGAGGCCUUCCGACUAAGUUUCUUUCUUCUACAUGACUAAGUGAAGGCCCUUGGUUAACUUCAGUUAUAUCAACAGUGAUAGAUCCACUUAGCCAUUGGCUGUGAUUUUUUUCUAACUGGCUGCGGGUUCGAUGACUUUUCUGCCAUAAAUCCUUCAUUUUUAUACAAAACAAAUGACUUUGGUCAAUUAAAUGGCUUUCUGUUUCACUGCAGAUAUCUUCAUCAAGAUUUAAUAUUGAUUUGAUUUUCAAAAAAAUAUUUUUUUCCUUAUCAUUUUGAUUGCUUACCAACCAUUCUUCAAAUAAAACUCUUUUUGGUAUAGUGUAAGCCAUAUCUAAAAAAAUUAAGAACUAAAAAAGGGGCAGUUUGGGGCAGGAAAACAACAUAGUGUAAUAAAGUACACUAGUUGAGGUACUAAUAUACAAAAAAUUGUCGAGGACAUAUGCGGACAUUUUUUUAAAAGUUUUCUCAAAGAUAGCUUAAUAUUAAAAUAUUGCUAUUUUUUCAUUUAUUUAGUAUUUAAUAUAUUAAAUAAGUGAGUAUAAAUCAGUACAUACCUAUAUGUAACUAAGCACCUUUGGUCACUAUAACACAAUAUAAUAUUUUCUACUUAUACGCACAGAACCGGAGAAAUACUUAUUUUAAAGUGUGGGUAUUUUAUAUGGCGACAAAAUAAACAAAUUAAAUGAUAAAGUUUCGGAGCUCCGUUGCGUUGUUUACACGCAUUUUAUAAAAAAAAAAAAUAUUUGUGAUAAGUGUCUGCAGCUAUUUUGUAAAUAGUACGGUACUUAAUUUUAUUAUCGACCGACUUUUAUUUUUGGACUUUUGUCCAUUAGGCGCAACACUGUGCAGCGCCGCGACACAUCAGUCUUCACAUUGCGAUCUUAACCCAGCGCGCCCGAUGGAUUACAACGGUAGAUUAAAUAAUUCACGUAUAAAUUAAUAUUAUCGUUUGAAUGAAUGUGUCUUUAGGUUUUAGAAUAUUUAGACUUAAUUACGUCCUUUUUUCGUCUCAUUAAAAUAAUUUUUAGUGGCAAAAAAUUGACUUGUCUUAUUUUUACCCAAAAUCUCCGGUGUCUCAUUUUUACACCACUUGACCCUAUGUAAAGCAAUUCACUGAAAAAUGACAAAAAUGCCCUCUCUGCAUAUGGUGAUUCACUUAUACGACUUUUGCUAUAUUUUAUUAUUAAAAAAAAAAAAGAAAAGAUGAUUGUAAAGAAUAAAAACACAAAAAUCGUCUCUGUAUAUGUUCAGAUUGACACACAGAGCAUACAUAUACAAUUUUAUUUUAUUUUCGUGAUAUACAUAUAAUAUGGUGUAUAAUGUAUCUUUAUAAGUUAGUAGAAAAAUAUUUAUAUAAUUUUUUAUGUAUACAAUGUUUAUAUAUAUUAUUAUUAUUAUUAUUAAUUCGUUAAGUCACAAUAUAAAAUAUAUUUGGUUUUGAACAA